Messenger RNA from Mangifera indica (mango), 847 nucleotides. RefSeq lists its product as uncharacterized. Bases 93 to 689 code for a protein of 198 amino acids. The record is from RefSeq and is a predicted model, not a curated record. Lineage: Eukaryota; Viridiplantae; Streptophyta; Magnoliopsida; Sapindales; Anacardiaceae. The transcript has a single exon.
GUUAGAUUCAAAACCGUUUUGAAAAAACAGACCCUCUGCCUGUUUCUCUAAUCUCUUUGUCUCUCAACGUUUUGAUUCGUUGAAUCACAUUCAUGGCCGACCAUCAGAGCACAAAAUCAUCACUCAUGGAGCCCCGUCAAUCACAUCCUCUUCACCAAAUCGCCGAAACCCCAACACACAGACUCCUCCUGAAGCAGUGGCUCAAAGAAGAAGAGCUGAUUCUCAACAGAAUCUCUCUGAAAGAGACUCAGAUCGACUCAGUUCGUAAGGAAUUAACACAAGUCUACAUCUUUUUCUUUCUCUUUCACUCGAUCUCUCUCAUUCUCCUCUUCAACGCUGAAAAGGGUUCCUGUAAAAGGUCAUGGAUUCCCUCCUUGUGUUUACUCCUUUGCUCUCUGGGGAUGAUCUGGGCCGUCAGAUACAAGUCUGAUGUUGAAACCCACCUGGAGAAGCUGCUGGAGAGAGAGAAGGAGGAUGGAAAGUUGUUGGGUAAAUGUAUCGAGGAGUUGAAGAAGAAGGGUAUUGAGUUUGAUCUUUUGAAAGAAGUUGAUGCGCUGAGGAGGGCAAAGAGUUUGAGAGUUGAAGCUAAAGCUGUUAAAAAAUGGUCAGCAAGAGACUUUGUUACAUUGUUUUUCUUUAGUGUUUCUUGUGUGGCUCUUGGCUUGACUAGAGUCAUUUUGUGUAGUUAGAAUUAGGGUUUUAGCAAAUGGUUUUGGGGGUUUUUUGUCCAUUAAAUUGGUGGAGAAUUUGUUUUGACUGUGCCCACAAGUGCAGAAUAUUCUGUUCUGCUGUAAUUUGAUGCCUUCUAUCAAUGAUUAUGAAAUAAUACACUGAAUAUUUGUUUUUA